ACACAAAGUAUUCACUGUCCAAUGAUUAUAAUGAACCCGGUUGUUAUUAAUUUGCAAAUGAUGAUAAACAAUAAUUUACCAACAAUCGAGAUAACGCCAUCUGUAGAUGAACAAAUCAAUCAAAUGGAUGGAUUACCAUCAUCACAGACACAGAUUGUAUCCACCAUAACAAAUCCGAAUUCAAAACAAUCAUCAUCAACAAUGAAACCAAUUGGAUGGCAAAAUAAACUUGGUUUAGCCGCCGUUUGUCUCAUAUUGAUAAUGUUCACAUUGGAUGUAUUAACAUUAUGGUAUUUAUUGAAAAAAAUUUCCUCAUAUGAACGAUCAGUAAAUCUAUUGGAACGGAUAAAAUUUCUAAUCGAUUAUUCCGGUACAUUAUCCGAUAAAGAUUGUGAACGAUUAUCACUUAUGCCACAAUAUGAUGAAAUAAUGUUACGAAUACGGCAAAAUGUUACGACAACAGAUCAAUUGUCUAUGAACAAUAUUGAUAAACAAUCAUUGAUCAAUGAAUUGUCCAUGGUAUCGGAACAGAAAUCAAAUCUAUUAACAGUAAUUGUUGUUACAUUUGUUGCAAUGAUCAUUCAUUUUAUCGGUUUUAUCGGUGUAUUACGACAAUCAUUUACUUUGACAUUAUUCGAAACAUUAUUUCUGAUCAUACUACUGAUCAUGAAACCAUCGUUAUCAUCCACAAAUUUUGGCUGGAUCAUAUGGAUCCUAUAUGCUGUUUGUUUACCAUUAUUUUUCAUUUAUCAAAUUCGUCUUUAUUAUGUUAAAAUUCGAAGGAAAAAAUAAAAAAUGGUCAUUGUUGGUGACCAGUAUUUUU
This is a messenger RNA of Dermatophagoides farinae (American house dust mite), 823 nucleotides long. NCBI's taxonomy places the organism in Eukaryota, Metazoa, Arthropoda, Arachnida, Sarcoptiformes, Pyroglyphidae. The record is from RefSeq and is a predicted model, not a curated record.